Didymosphaeria variabile is the source of this 957-nucleotide messenger RNA. RefSeq names its product pre-60S ribosomal particles component (gene RRP15). The coding region runs from base 1 to 957 and encodes 318 amino acids. Lineage: Eukaryota; Fungi; Ascomycota; Dothideomycetes; Pleosporales; Didymosphaeriaceae. The record is from RefSeq and is a predicted model, not a curated record. The transcript has a single exon. Gene Ontology annotation, biological process: maturation of 5.8S rRNA; maturation of LSU-rRNA. Gene Ontology annotation, cellular component: preribosome, large subunit precursor.
AUGCCGAACACGAGCUUGAAGCGAAGACGGACAGAAGACCGCAUGCGCGGGAAAGUGCCGAAAAAGGACAAGCCCAAGAUCAAGCGCCAGAAAUUCUAUCACAGCUCCAGCGAGGACGAAUCCGACGAUGAGGGCGCUGCACGAGAUGCGCCGCGAGAAGUGAAGAAGCUGAAGGAACCAACUCCUGAGUUUGAGCCGGAGGCAGGCUCUGCAAAUGCCCUUCCAAUCAAGGAGAGGACUGCACCUGCACCUGCACCUGCAGCCAAGAAAUCAGCAUUGAAGAAGACGGCGCAGCCAGCACCGUUGGAAGCCGGUGAUGACUUCGACGAUGUGGCCUCCAGCGACGACGCCGAAGACUCUGAGCCGGAAGAUCGUGAACUAGCGAUUGACUCCGAUGCCGACGACUCAGACGCUUCAGACGACACAUCGAUAUCAGAGGUGUCGACCAACAAUCCUGCGCGCAAAGUGCGGAAACGAAACGACCCCGAAGCCUUCGCGACAUCCAUCUCCAAGAUCCUCAAUACAAAACUCACAUCACAAAAGCGGUCCGAGCCUAUUCUUUCGCGGUCAAAGUCCGCGCAAGAAGCAAACAGGACGCUGUCCGACCAGAAGUUGACGCAUGCAGCGAACAAGAAACUGCUAGCGGAGAAGAAAGCUGCGCAAGAGAAGGGCCGUGUGAAGGAUGUGCUGGGUUUGAAUGACCCGAGCGUCAGUACGGCGGCGACGACGGCGAAGGAAAAGGAGCUUCGCAGGACGGCGCAGAAGGGUGUUAUCAAGCUUUUUAACGCGGUGCGCGCGGCUCAAGUCAAGGGUGAGCAGGCGGAGAGAGAGGCGCGCGAGAAGGGAGUGGUUGGCUUGGGCAAGCGCGAAGAGCAGGUGAAAGAGUUGAGUAAGCAAGGCUUCCUGGAUAUGAUCACCGGCGGCGCAAAGCAAAAAGAAGGAAGCGUUGAAAUUUAA